AUGUCGGACGAAGUGGUGGUCUUUGAUGUGGAAGAACGCAAAAAGCAGCCUAGCAGCUCAGGAAUCAAAAACUUUUUUGCUGGUGGAUUUGGUGGAGUAUGUUGUGUAGCAACUGGACAUCCACUCGACACUAUCAAGGUAAGGCUACAGACAAUGCCUAAACCUCUUCCAGGAGAGAAACCAAUGUUUACUGGUACUUUUGAUUGUGCUUUAAAAACGAUAAGAAAUGAGGGAUUUUUAGGUCUGUACAAAGGUAUGGGAGCACCCAUAUUUGGUGUCACUCCUAUAUUUGCUAUUUGCUUCUGGGGAUUUAAUAUGGGGAAGAAAUUACAAAUGAAAGAUCCUAGUGCUGAUCCAACAUACUUCCAGAUAUGUAAUGCUGGUGCAUUCGCUGGUGUUUGUACAACUGCUAUUAUGGCUCCUGGAGAAAGAGUCAAAUGUCUUCUUCAGAUUCAACAAGCCUCAGGAGGAGAACAAAAGUAUAAAGGACCUAUUGAUUGUGUGAGGCAGAUCUACAGACAAAAUGGAAUUAGAGGAGUUUAUAAGGGGGUUUGUGCCACACUAUUACGAGAUGUUCCUGCUACUGCAGCCUAUUUCACCUCGUAUGAAUAUCUCCUUAAAUCAUUAACACCUGAAGGUGGAAAGAGAGAUGAUCUUGGAGCCCACAAGAUUCUUUUUGCUGGAGGAAUGGCUGGAAUGGCUAACUGGACAGCAGCCAUUGCUCAAGAUGUGUUAAAAUCCCGUCUACAAACUGCACCAGAAGGAACUUAUCCCAAUGGUGUUCGCGAUGUCUUUAGGCAACUGAUGAAAGAGGAAGGACCAGCCGCACUCUUUCGAGGUCUAACUCCAGUAAUGCUGCGUGCCUUCCCUGCUAAUGCGGCUUGCUUUCUUGGAUUUGAGCUUAGUAUGCGAUUCUUCAAUUAUAUAGCUCCAGAUUGGUAAAUUACAUGUUUAAUCAACAAUAAAAACACGUUUUGUCACUUAGAGAACCAUGCAGAUUUAGUGCUAGCACUUUCAUGAAAUUAYAUAGGAAAAUUGAAUAAAAUUCGACAUUUAUCACAUUCUAUUAA
Molecule: messenger RNA, 1070 nt
Organism: Exaiptasia diaphana
Lineage: Eukaryota; Metazoa; Cnidaria; Anthozoa; Actiniaria; Aiptasiidae
Product: mitochondrial carnitine/acylcarnitine carrier protein
Exons: 10
Coding region: 1-942 (313 amino acids)
Biological process (GO): mitochondrial transport; carnitine transmembrane transport
Cellular component (GO): mitochondrial envelope
Molecular function (GO): O-acyl-L-carnitine transmembrane transporter activity
Source: RefSeq, a predicted model, not a curated record